AUGAAUCACCUACUGAAGCUGCCUCGGCUGGCUACCAGAGCCUUCAGCACAACAACCAAACAGAUGAAGAACAAGGUGCCAGAUCGUCAGAACCUAUUCCAGGCGGACAACGGCUUGCCAGUCCACAUCAAGGGAGGGACCACUGAUGUCCUUCUCUACCGGCUAACAAUGACCAUCACCCUCCGCAGGCACUGGAUAUCCUUAUUCUGGAUUCUACGUGCCUGUCAGCCCAAGGGCAAAUGA
Molecule: messenger RNA, 243 nt
Organism: Oncorhynchus mykiss (rainbow trout)
Lineage: Eukaryota; Metazoa; Chordata; Actinopteri; Salmoniformes; Salmonidae
Source: RefSeq, a predicted model, not a curated record